Molecule: messenger RNA, 2199 nt
Organism: Spodoptera frugiperda (fall armyworm)
Lineage: Eukaryota; Metazoa; Arthropoda; Insecta; Lepidoptera; Noctuidae
Product: cytochrome P450 6k1
Exons: 9
Coding region: 41-1543 (500 amino acids)
Molecular function (GO): iron ion binding; monooxygenase activity; oxidoreductase activity, acting on paired donors, with incorporation or reduction of molecular oxygen
Source: RefSeq, a predicted model, not a curated record
CCUAUCUCUGAAGCCAGUGCCGGCAGUACCGCGGAACAAAAUGUACUAUAUCUUUGUGUUGCCUCUCUUCAUUAUAUCACUAUGGUUGUACUCAAAAUGGGUCUCCAUGAAGAACUAUUGGAAGAAACUGGGAGUUCCAAGCGAACCAGUCCAUCCCUUAUUUGGAAGCAUGUCGUUUUUGCAGAAGAAGAAUCCGGGUACAUGGUUUAUUGAGCUCUACCAGAAGUACAGGCCGUCUCCAUACGUAGGUAUCUGGAUAUUCUGGCGCCGCGGGCUGGUCAUCAAUGACCCUGACCUGUCGCGCAAGAUCCUCGUCAAAGACGCUGACACCUUCAGGAAUAGGAUGCUUGCUUCUGGCAAGUCUGAUCCCAUGGGAGCCCUCAAUUUGUUUACCGUUGAUGAUCCAUUAUGGACUUCGCUCCGCAGACGCCUGACAUCAGUGUUCACUGGCUCCAAGCUGCGAGGCUGGCAGGAGCUGUACCAGGCCAAGGUGGACGAUCUGAUCUACAGGAUCAACUCGGACAAUGAGAAGGGAAUCGUCAGUGAAUUGAAGUCUUUGUUUGCUGAUUACGCAACAGACAUCAUCGGAGAGUCAUCGUUUGGUAUCCAGUGCCAAUCCACGAGGAACUCGACUGGUCCGCUGCGGAUGAUGACCAAGGAGUUUGAGAAGUACAACCAGUGGAGGGGCAUGGCCUGGUCUUCCAUAUUCUUUCUACCAGAAAUGGUCGAUAUAUUGAGGUUCUCAUUCUGGCCAAAGAAUACAGUAACAUACUUUAGGAAAAUCUUCAAGGUAAUGGUUGAGGAACGAGGAGGGUUUGAAAAGGACAUAGAUGGGAAGAGGGACUUGCUUGAUGCACUACUGAAGAUGAAGAUAGAUGCUCAGAAGGAAAAUCAAGAAAUGGACAUCGACAUUUUGAUCUCAAACGCUAUGAUCUUCCUGCAAGGAGGGUACGACACCUCCUCCUCUGCUCUUACAUACGCAGUCUAUGAACUUGCCUACAACCGUGAAUACCAGAAAAUAUUAUACGAUGAGCUAGUGGAAGCAGAGAAGGCGCUGAACGGCAAACGGUUUGAUGCUGAGAGCCUCGCUAAGCUGCCGUACUUGGACGCUGUCAUUAAAGAAACCAUGCGAAAAUACCCCAUCAUGGGUUGGUUAGACCGUAAAGCUUUGCGAGACUACCAGGUCAACGAGAAACUGACCAUACCAGCCAACACGGUGGUCUACAUCAACGCCAUCGGCAUGCACUGGGACCCCAAGUACUUCCCCAACCCUGAGGAGUUCAGACCUGAUCGGUUCCUCCCUGAGAACGCCAACAAUAUCGUACCUUAUUCGUACUUACCUUUCGGAGAAGGACCUAGGAUGUGCAUUGGUAAACGCAUAGGAAUGAACACAGUAAGGUACGCGCUAGCGGCUGUGGUACUCAACUUUGAAAUCUUCCCAUUGGCCAAACUCCCGCAGCCCAACGAUAUCCCGAUUGAGACGAAAGGACUCUUAUACCACCCUGCUAUACCACUCUCUGUAGAAUUUAAACGAAGAAAAUAAACAGAAACAUAGGCAAGAACAUAGUUAUAAAAAUUAAGAAUGAGGCUACAAUACCGUUUUGUGAAAGGUAUCGCAAAAACGACAUCACAUCCACAUCCACAAUCCCCAAUUGCCAAUCGCCAAUUGCCAGUCACCGAUCUGCAAUACCCAAUCCGCAAUCCCCAAUCCGUAACCCGGACUUUAUGUAUUUGUUAGAGACUUACCUUUCAAUUGUGCAGUCUAGUAUUACAUAGAAAACAAAUAUUUUGUAAAUCUGUAUGUAAUUUCCACUUCAAAUGGAAAUGUAGAUAAAAUUCUGUAUUAAAUACGUGUACCUAUUAAAUAUUGUAAUUCAACAAUAAAAAAUAUUUAGCUCAACCUGUGUGAUCUAAAGUUUAUGAAUCAAUAACUACGUAAUAUCAAUUUACAGAUCAAAUUGUUAAAAAAAAACCAAAAUAAUGUGCCUUCUACUUUUAAUAAUCAUAUUUUGAACAAUUACAAAACAAUAUUGUUAGUAUAUGGAUCAAAAUGACCAAUUUUAUUGUAUAAUAUAUUUUUAUGAUAUGAUAUUAUGUAUGUCAAUUUAUACCCUUUACCUGUACAUAUCAUUACGAUGUUACGAUUAAAAGCAUUUAAGCUUUUAAAGAACAAGAAAUAAAGUUGUUUUUAAGUUUUUU